Messenger RNA from Dreissena polymorpha, 1981 nucleotides. RefSeq lists its product as uncharacterized. Lineage: Eukaryota; Metazoa; Mollusca; Bivalvia; Myida; Dreissenidae. Gene Ontology annotation, cellular component: nucleus. The record is from RefSeq and is a predicted model, not a curated record. The coding region runs from base 265 to 987 and encodes 240 amino acids. The transcript is spliced from 5 exons.
UGGUAUUCCAGUAGCUUCUUAAAAGAUGAGGAUAAGAAAUAAUCUUAUCUUAUUUUUUUUCUUAACUAAGGAUAAAAUUGAGAUAUUUCUUAAGUGGUAUUCCGAGGAAAAUCUUAAGUUAAUCUUUAUUAAGAUUUGCCUUAAUCUAUUUUUAUCCUCAAGCGGAACGAAUGCUAAUUUGCAUAAAUUUUCGGUUUUUACCGUUCUAAAUAAAGUAACGGAAGUUUCAUAUGCGCAAGCGUAAACAUUUGUUGCCAGACGAUAAUGUCAACAAAUAUGGCCGACAUCGAUAAAAAGCGAUCGGCAAAUUUCAGUCCUAAUGACUGCUUGUUGCUGGCUCAUAUUAUGAAUGAGCCAGCUCAAGAAGGAUCUAUUUUGACGCGCUAUGCUUACCUGAAAAGCAGAUUCAACCCAUCAAUUACUUCAACUUCAAAAAAGUUGAUGUGGGAAAAAGUAGGUACACUUUUCAACAUGAGGGCAGAGUACCCUAGAGAUGUUGUGGUCCUACAGAAAAAGUGGGACAACCUGAUCCAAACCCACAGGUCAAAAUAUCAGGACCACCUAUUUGCGCAAAACAAAACAGGUGGUGGAGCUGUCACCACUGUGCUAGGGCCAAUUACAGAGGCAAUUAUGGACGUGGUUGGUAGAAGUUCUUCCAACACUGUCGGAAUAGUUGAAACAACAUUUGACAGCGGGUUUCUACAGCUUGAUGCAUUUGAUGCAUUUAGCGAUAGCCCUGGGGCAUCACAAGGACUUCAAACAGCUACUGCAAUCCAUCUGCCGACUGCAGCACCAAACAGGUUCAAUCGUGCUUUGCCAGUUACUGGUAGUGGACCGGCUGCAAUUGCCAAUGAUGCCGCAAGUAAUGCAACAAUAGAAACUGUCUGCUGCAGUUGCGGUUGCCAUACUAGAGUUCAAAAACUCAAAGAAGAAAAGCUAACACUCCAAAUAAAACUUCUAAAGAGGCAGUUAAAUUAUGAGGAAUGAAGUUGAAUUUAUUAAAGGGGCCGUCCAACAGAUUGGUAAUUUGACAAAAUUUAAAAAGUUGUUUCAGAUUCGCACAUUUUCGUUUUUGUUGUAAUAUUUUUGGAGGAAAUAGUAAUACUAACCAUUUACCAUGCUCUUAAAUAUCCAUUAUAUGCAUCUUUUGACUAUUUGAAAACCUGAAAAUUAUAAAGUGUUGUGCGACGCGAAACAAUUGAAUAAUUUGGAAAGUUCUGUUGUUGUAGUUAUAUUUUGGGUAAUUACGAGGAUUGCUUAUAAUAUAGGUAAAAACUACAUGCGCUCUAAGCAUGAGCAUGGAUGGUGGAGUGGUAUGGGUGGGAGACUUUUUACUCCAGGUCAACUGUUUAAAUUUAUCAAUAUAAAGCAUUUAAUUACAUGCUUCAAUACAUGUCAAAAUCUGUUGGACGGCCCCUUUAACUGUGUUUUGAACAAUUUGAUAUUUAAAGGGGCAUAUCAAUGGCCAGAACAGUAUUUCAUAUUCGGAAAUAAAUUGAUACAUAACAAAAACUUAUUUCUUACAACAUUGAGCCUGCAGUAACACAUAUUCUCUAUGUAUUUUAAUAAUUGUAACCAGUUUUCCCCAGGACACUUUUCAAAAUUGCUGGAAAAUUGUAGUAGUUUAAUAUUUAUGAUAAAACCAUGUACAUAAGUAUUAUGAAAUGUGCAUGCUCAAUUACAAUAAUAGACAUUUCACAGUACGUCAGAGUAGAAAAAACUCAUCCAAGCUUGUGAGUUAUAAGUUUCUGUAGCUAUAUUUUUUCUUAACAAUUUCACCAAGCAAGUAUUGUUCCUCACGAUUUAUAAUCAUUAAAAAAGGAACUUAAAAAUUUAACUAUAAAGAAAAAUACUGAAGAUAUGCCCCUUUAAUACAGCAUAAAAAAAUAAACUGUUUAAGAUGUUACCAUUAUGUUAUUAUUUGCUGCUGUAUAUUUGUUACCAAGAACCUGUUAUAUUUUUAUUUAAUAGUGGCCAAGGC